AUGCACAAAGCCUUCGAAGAGCUCUCGCGGACGUUGGCUGCACAGGAUCUUCAGGAGAGCGAAGACUUGGCGCGGAGCCUUCGGUUGGAAGCCCAGCAGCAACAGCAAGAGACGAGCCUCUGGAGAGACUCCCAGGCGCUGGAGGAUGAGGUGAGAUGGGUCCAUUCGGAGCUUCAAGCAGGCCAGGCCGAGCACUGCGCGCUGAUGGUGGAGAUGGGCGGUGCUCGCAGCUCGCGGUUCGAUGGGGUCGAGAGCGAGGAGCGCUUUCCGCUGGCAGAGGUCGAGUUCGUGAGCAGCAGCUUGCGGCUCGAGUCGGAGGACUUGCUUCUCGCGGAGCGGGAGAACAUCAACCAGGUUCAUGGCUUAGAGGAGCAGGAGGCGUGCUUGGCAGCAGACAUCAAGCGGACGGAGGACAGCACGGCGGCGUAUCGUAGACAAGCCGCGCUACUUCUGCGGUCACAGCAGACGCAGCGAGGCAAGAUCGCAUUGCUCCGCGAGGAGAUUUCCGAAGUGAGAUUCUAG
Effrenium voratum is the source of this 522-nucleotide messenger RNA. NCBI's taxonomy places the organism in Eukaryota, Dinophyceae, Suessiales, Symbiodiniaceae. The record is from the annotation of a GenBank genome assembly.